Messenger RNA from Blastomyces dermatitidis ER-3, 800 nucleotides. RefSeq lists its product as uncharacterized. The transcript is spliced from 3 exons. Bases 32 to 550 code for a protein of 172 amino acids. The record is from RefSeq and is a predicted model, not a curated record. NCBI's taxonomy places the organism in Eukaryota, Fungi, Ascomycota, Eurotiomycetes, Onygenales, Ajellomycetaceae.
GUGUUGGGGGGCCUGCGGGGUCGGCGCAGAGAUGUUUAUUGGUUUAAUUUAUCGUGGGCGGCACACAGUAGGAUGUUUUAAGGCGUCUGGCGUUGGUUCUACGGUAGGAGUAUGUGGGUUUGAUAUUGACUCUGCAGGUGCUGAUUGGAGCAAUUCGUACGAGAAUAGAAUGGGAUAUUUGGAGAGGAAGAUUUACUGGGCAGAGAUUGCGCAAGGCCGCGAGGGGUUCAAUCACCAGGAUGCCAGGGUUGCGAGGCCUUUAACUAUCAUCGAACAGCUCACAUUAAAUGCUCGGGAAGCCGAUAUCACGGCCAAAGUGGGAAAUAAUUGGGUUCGGCUCGGCUAUCAGGUUGGAGUUGCCGAACCCGUGCCAUCCAAUACUCUCGUCUUUGUCGUGACAGGGCUUCACCGCAGCUCGUUUAUUCCACACAUCCUGCUCCCCUGCGUCCAGGAUAGCGAAAAGGAGUGCUGUGGAGAAACUAAUCGGUGGAGGACCUUUUUACAGCGGCAAUUUGGAAAGGGGGCGGUGGAGAGGAAGGAGGAGGGGUGAUUCAGUAUGUUUGAGCCUACACAGCGAACUAAGCAUGCAUGAAAGGUAGGGGACAUCAGAGUGAUUCGAUCAAUAGCGGGGAUUCUCUUUUGAAUUACACUCUCAGUUCGUGUGAUACCUUCAAAAUCUGGCGGCGCUCUGCAGCUAAAAAAAUGUAGCUAUUGAACUAUAAAGUGCGGGGGUAACUAUGUAUACAAAGAACUUAGAAAAUAAAUCACGCCUUCUUGGCCUAAACGCAGUCAAUUUGGCG